Molecule: messenger RNA, 609 nt
Organism: Saprolegnia parasitica CBS 223.65
Lineage: Eukaryota; Oomycota; Saprolegniomycetes; Saprolegniales; Saprolegniaceae
Exons: 4
Source: RefSeq, a predicted model, not a curated record
AUGCCACCCAAGCCCAAGGCAACGUCGCCGACGAAGAAGAAGGCCAAAGAGACCAAGGCCUCGGAUGCUAUUGCCUCGGACACGCCCAAGAGCGGCGACGUGCCAGCACAAGCCACGGAAACCGACGACGCCGACAUUUACCACGAGCCUGUCAAGAAGAUCGUCGUUCCAGACAACCAGCUACGCCUCAAUGAGCAAGAGCUCAAGGAAGAGUUCUCGCGGGUCCUCACGGCCAACGACCCGAACGUGCCCAAUAAUAUCACCAAGUACAACUACAAGGAGCGCAUGUACAAAGUUGAUCCCCCGGGACCGGCGACAACUUGCUCCAUGAUCCACAAAGAGUCGGAAGACGCCAAGGCACAAGCGGCGUACGACAUGAAGAAGGCCGAGGAAGAGAAGGAAGCACGGGAUGCUGCGAUCAAGAUUGCCAAGGAAGAGGCCGAGGCAAAAGGUGAAAAGCUCGACGAGACGGCGCUCCAGUUUGAGUCGGGGAAGAACCAGUUCAACUACAGCGAGCGGGCGGCACAGACGUACACGAACCCGCUGCGGCAGCGGUCGGUGGAGACGGAGCCUCCGCCCGUGCUCAACUACAUGGCCACUGUGACGCAG